Molecule: messenger RNA, 1188 nt
Organism: Peronospora matthiolae
Lineage: Eukaryota; Oomycota; Peronosporomycetes; Peronosporales; Peronosporaceae
Source: the annotation of a GenBank genome assembly
AUGGACCCGGCGACUUACAAUGAAGACGCGUAUCGCUCUGAGCUUUUACAGAAGAUGCGCAUGAAUGAGACAAUUGUGUACCAGGCAAUCUUUACGCCGGAGAAUAUUUCAAACGAAGAAACGGUGCUAGUGGCUGCAACGAGCUCGGGGUUGAUCCACGUGUACAGCCUCAGUCACGUCAUGACUGCUGAAUACUGGGAUCAAGUAAAGCGUGGCGAAUCGACCGCCUCACCAGGACCAAAUCUAUCGUUCCAAGCUCACCAGGCGCAGAUUCACUCCCUUUGUUUUGCUGGUGAUGCAAUAACCCCAUUAUUGAUCAGUGGAGGAGACCAGGACUUUCGGGUGUGGCGAUGGAAAGAUAUUCUAUUGGCUAUGGAAGAUCCCGCAACUGCCAAGAACUUAGCGGCGGUGCAUGUUGGUCACUUGAAGCGGCAAUCGUUAGGGUUCAGGGGGACUUUGCUGCCAGCUAUGGAGGUCAAUGAUGUAGUGGUGAGCAAGAGUUCCGGACAUUUAUUCUUGGCAGGUGGAGAUAGUGUGGCGCACGAAUGGGAUAUCGAUGCGCAACAGUUCACGCGGCUAUUUGAAGGUCACAAGGAUUAUUUGCAUGCUGUGCGAUAUCUGGAUCAAUCUCAGGAGCUUGUGACGAGCUCUGAAGAUGGCACGCUUGGCAUAUGGGAUGUCCGUCAUGCUGGAAACAUCGAAUUCCUGCGUCCUCGACAAGCCCCGCCGUCAUCGACGCUGGUCUCGUCACCGCUGCCGUCUUUGUGGAUUGGUGCUGUUGCUCACGAUGAUUCUGAAACGUGGCUCGCAUGUGGCGGGGGUACGAAACGUCCUACCGGUGGUCGAUCUCGUAAAGCGCAAGACACUGGAGGCUUCUUAAGCAUGUGGCAUUUGCCCUCUCGAGUGCCCGUCCACUACACUGCAACGACGUGCGAUGUGCAUGACGUCGUCUGUCAUCACAUGGAGCUGCUGAGUGUGGGGAAUGAUGCUAGUCUGAAAAAGUGGAAUCGCAGCUCUGGGCAACUGCUGUCGGCUGCCAGAUCGACGGUGUUGUCCAGCCACUUUUGUGCAGUCAACCACGCUACGGACGUCGUUGCAGUGGGCGGUGCUGCACCUGCUAUUGAUAUCUACACGAUGCCUGGCGUCGUCAGUUUUUCGCUGGUUGUCGAAAGCAAGUCGACUGCUUGA